This is a messenger RNA of Procambarus clarkii (red swamp crayfish), 4317 nucleotides long. Its product is annotated as mucin-22. NCBI's taxonomy places the organism in Eukaryota, Metazoa, Arthropoda, Malacostraca, Decapoda, Cambaridae. Gene Ontology annotation, cellular component: membrane. The record is from RefSeq and is a predicted model, not a curated record.
GAGAGGAGGUGGUUGGUGGUGGUGGUUGUCCAGUUAGCCACUAGGGGGCAGCAGUAGUGAAGUCUCUAUACGCCUGCCCCGGCGUCCCUCAGUCCCCCUCACCAUCACAGUACGACCUGGUAACCCUAAUCUAUACCACUUUCAUACACAAACAAAAGGAAAAUAACAUAGAAAGAAGCCUCGACUGUCGGCGGGAAGCUGUUGUAAGCUAUGAACAAGUUGUGGCAAAAGUUAGUGAACAGUUAUGAACAAGUUCCAUUAAACUUAGUGCGAGUUAUGGAGAAGUUACUAUUACGUUAAUUCAAGUUAUGAACGAGUUGCAACAAAGUUUGUGUGAGUUAUGAACGAGUUCCUAUAAACUUAGUGUGUAGUUGUGAACAAGUUGUAAUAUAGUGUGAGUUAUGAACAAGUUGCUUCAAACUUAUUGCGAGUUAUAAACAAGUUGUUAUAAAGUUAGUGGAAGUAAUGAACAAGUUACCCCAAACUUGAAGCGAUAUAUGAGCAAUUAGUUGCUAGUAACUUAUUGCGAAUUAUUAACAAGUUCUUAUAAAGUUAACUCGAACUAUUAAACAUCUGCUACAAGCAAGAUUUACGAAGGAUUAUUCUUUCAGGAGGUACUAUGAAAGUUAAUUGAGAAUAUUGUGCUAAUUAUUAUUAUUAUUUUUUUAGAAAUUAGCAUAUUUUAACUUUUUUUUUAAUGAACACAAACGUCCCCUCGAUUUUGUACAACUCUAACGGCUAUUACCAUUCCUGAAAAAAAGAUUGAGUGAAUUGAAUUCCAAAAAAGACUCGGACAGAAAUAUACUGAGAACAACUUUGCGAAGAAGUCAAAUUUUUGUAAUAAAUUACAGAAAACGAAGAUUUGUGUACUCAUACGAAGACUCGUGUUCGGACUACGAAGAUUCGUGUUCGGAUACGAAGACUCGUGUUCGAAUACGAAGAUUCGUGUUCGGAUACGAAGCCUCGUGCACGGAUACAAAGACAAGUGUUCGGAUAGUCUCUUGAGUGACCAAAUUAGUGAAGACAAACGGGUUUAACCAGCAGUAUGGACAACAUAUACUGGCUCUUAUUGCUGGUCGCCUUAGGGGCGAUUUUCCUCCAGGAGUCGUUGGCUAGACAGGGCAAUUCGAAUUGCCCCUGGAUCGACCUGGAGAACGGUCGAGUGAAGCUCAGGUCCCAGGGUCGAGUGGCCAAGUUCAAGUGCAAGAAGGGCUUCACCAGGUUCGAGGGGGACCGCUUCGCCGCCUGCGUCAGGAAUGAGUGGAAUGGCAAGAUCCCAAAAUGCAUAAGACACGGGUGUGUAAACGUGGCUGCCCCUGAACACGGCCAGCGGGAAUACUUGUACCGUAAUGCAGUGGUCUUGUUCACCUGUGAUCCGGGGUACCAUCUACAAGGUUCUCCUGCUCUAUCGUGCAACGCCAUCAACUGGAACCAUACAGCGCCCACAUGUGUUGCUCCAGCGAAUCCGGCGAUGGUCUGUGACUUCGAGAACGAGGACCUGUGCGGUUGGUCCAACGUUCGUCACGACGACUUCGACUGGGUGAGGAAAAGGGGCCCCAGCAAUAGUUUCAUGGCUGGCACUGGACCCUCCGCAGAUCACACCCUCGGCACCAACGCAGGACAUUACAUGUACGUCGAUGCGUCGGUCCCGAGGGAGGAGGGCCACAAGGCGCUGCUGUUUUCUCCUGUGUACAGCCCAGCCGUCUUGAGUGGCGUCUCCUGCUUCUCAUUCUACUUCCAUAAGUAUGGCCGGAACUCAGGUGCUCUCAACGCCUACGUCAAGCCUGAAGGAAUCUCGCUGGAUUUUCUGCCACCAUUUCUUCAGAUGAGCGACUCCAGCGAGGCCAGGUGGUUUUUCCAUAAAAUCAACCUCACCAACACUCGUUAUAACUUCCAGAUCGUGUUGGAAGCCAUUCGGGACGUUACUAACAGCGACAUGGCCGUCGACGACGUCAAGUUAGCUCACGGCGACGACUGUAGUGACCAUUACACCAUGUCAGAGGUCAGACCUGAGGUGACCAGUCCUCAACUGGUUGUCUCACCCACCCCCAUGGCUAAUACCACCACGGCCCAUCCCACUACCACCGUCGCUGCCAACACCAAUGCCACUAUCCACGACAUGUUUACUUCAGGUACCAAAGUUAAUAUCACCUCCGUGGCCAACUCUACUUCCAGCAACAUGGGUACAGAGUCCUCCUCCGUCAGUUAUGCCCAGUCAAAUGCCAGUAUCUCUCACGGCAUGAAUAGUACCUCUGGCAGUAUAAAUAUUUCCUACUCUACUUCUACUCCUGCCACUAUUCAUAGGCCUCAAGAUUCAAGUGACAGCACCAGCGCCGUAGGAGCCACCAGUACUGCCAAACCUGCUACGAGCAUUGACACCAACGUCACUGCCACCACUCCCAGUUCUCCUGACAACGCCACUACACCUGCAGGGGUCGCUACACAACCGUUCACAGCUGGAAAAGACGAGACCCACACCACACCUGAAGGUACCGAAUCAGGUGAUGACUUGCAGAGUUGCCAGGGAAGGUGCGGCGAGAUUGCCAUAGACGAAGAGGCGUGUGGCUGUGACAUCGAAUGUGGCAAUGAAUCAACUUGCUGUGUCGAUAUGGCAACGUUCUGCUCACACUAUCUGUCAACGCCCAAGACUGUCAGCGUGUUCCACCCGACUGCUACUUCGGCAUCGACGAUAUUGACGGCGCCCUCUGUCUCACCCGUCCCUGCGUCUGUCACUAAUCUGAGCAAGAUAGUCACUACAACAGCUACGGAACUCUCUUCGUCGAAGCUUACAACACCUGUAACAGUCCCAGCUCGACCCUUCACCCAUCCCAUCGAGGUUGUCACCUUCCCAGCUCCUGUUACGAUUAAGAUCUUGACGGAGGCGCCGGAGACGACUCUACAAGAGCGAACGCCUAAACCAACGACUCUCGCAGCCAAGGAGACGGUGGGGCCGGAAGUUGAGAUAAUUAUUACGACAACUGGCGACAAUAUUGAACGACAGACGGCGUCGACGGUGACAGAGGAUUCGACUACGGAAAGUCCCGCUGAUGGCCCCACCACCACACAACUAAGCGAGGCUACGACCACCGAAGCCAGGGAACUCUCAGCCACAAUCAGUAGCAUCUCAACGACAAAAUCCAAAGACGACACAGUGGCAGAGAACAAGGGAAAACUGACGACUAAAAUCGCAGAGGUAACCAAUAAAACGACAAGUACUGCCCUUCCCACCACGACGGAAACCAGCGACUCCUGGACACUAUCAGCCAGCAAAGGCAACACUUCCCAACCUUCUCCUACAAAUCUCACCUCGAAGGAGACAUCAUUCACCGACGACCAAAUCCUCCCGACGAUCAACGAAAACAAAGUACCAGAGGACUCUAGGCGGAUGUCGAGGGGCACCGCGGUUCUUAUAACCAUCCUGGUGGUAACAGGCAUCCUCCUGGUGGCCGUGGUCGUGUUCGUGUACGUACGGAAGAUCCGAAACCAAUAUAAGCUUCCGGAUGAUUCGGACAUCCUGUUUCUGGCGCGAGACGAAGUCCAGAUGGUAGACAACAUCACUGACCUCUACGGGGAGAGGCCCAGACGAGGCACUCCCGUCUGAAGGUGGUCAGGGCGUCCGGUGAGUCUCCUGCAGGAAUUUGAAGUCGACUUUCUGUUGGAGGCUGACUAGGGCCCCGCUAUAGGUUGAUUAUUUGUAACCAGUGACGCGAAUUGGCAGACGAGGGUUGAUUUAUAAUUAACCAAAUGCAUUAAAUUUACCUUGCAAUGAUGACCCAGUUGUCAAAAUUAUUGGUUAAUUCUAACCAUGUAGAUCUAUGUAAUUUUUUUAUAGCAAAAGUAGUUGACAUGUUAUUUAGAAAUGAAUUUUAGCUCAACAUAGCAACAGAGAUAUAUUUUUUAUAAUUAUUUAACUGCGAAAAACGAUUUCGAACACAAGUUUAAUCAUUUGAAAACUGAAAACUUAGGCAUUGUGUAAACUGUCGAUUUGAACUGGCUAGAGCAUGAGGUGAACUGUUUACAUUUGUCAGACCAAUGCGUAGUUCAGUCGAAGUGCGCAGCUCUGUUAACAAAGAUAAGCAGAUAUCGCUUCAUCAGAAUAUCAUGUAUAUGAAAACAGAUAAUUGAAAAAUCAAGAAAAAAAAAGUUUUGCUCCCUCGGUAAACACAAUUAGAACAUAAAUUUUACGCCAUCAGGUUCAACACUCAGACGUACAAAGCUAAAUAUGUACAUCCAUCAGAGGAUAAUAUGUGUUUUGAAAAGAAAAUCCUUACAGAGAUAUUUUUUAAAGUUAUGGAUUAAAAAGUUCUGGGUGGACCA